AUGCACAGUCCCUCUGUCGCCGAGGAUGCUGACCCCGGAGAGACCCCUGGCCCUUAUUGGGAACUAUGCCAGGGGCCUCCCCAGGCUUGUUCUCAUGACCCUGAUCCUGCGGAGUGGCCUCAAUCAGGCAGCAUGGUUACUCCAUUCAAUGAGCCCCUCACAGAGGAAAUUGUUAUUCUCGAGUCUCUUCUAGCUGCCGCGUCACUCAGGCAGCUAUGGAAUCAGGCGUCCCUGCAACCCUGGUCCCCGCAGCCGAUUGCUCCAAACCCGGCGGAGGAGGUGUCUGUCAUCAAGCGAAGAAAACCUGGCGCCAGCUAUCCGGCCACUGGAGUGGAUCCAGGCGAUGCCCGACGACGACAAACGAGUCACUCGGGGGCUUUGGAGGAAGGCAGAGGGACAAUAUACCCGCUUCUAGAGGACCAGGUGGUAGUGGAAACGCCGCAUGGACCCCAAGGAGUGUAUCCGGUGGAGCUCGAGGGUUGCAUCCCUAAUUCCGCAUCUCCUGACGGGGCAGGAGUAGUUCGGGCUGUGAGCGAACAGGCUUCCAUUAGACCGGACCCCCCUCCUGCCAUCGAAACGAGAAGUUUCAGUCAACCCGCGAAAGCUUUUCGCCAGUCUUUGCGGAGUGUGAUGGGUCGAGCCCGCGAUAGCAGCUUGGGAACCCUCUACAACCGGGCGACUUUGGUGAACAUUAAGCACGAACGCAGAUACUGGGUCCAGUUGGUGAUCGAAUAUGGCACAUACACGGUCUACGUCGCAUUCGUGUAUUUCGUGCUGGUGGGGAUGCCUCUGUGGAAAGGUGCUAUCUACUGGCUGUACUGGUUGAUGCGCCACAAGUUCAUCUUACAGGGAGGCUGGGCCAUUGUCAUCAGCCUGGCAGUCUUUUACUCGUUCACGCCACUUCUCGCUACCUUUGAGCAAGACGCUCCGGAUCCCGAGUUUUAUGAAAGUCGCCGCAUCAGUCCGACAGCCCCCGAUACUGCGUUGCUCAUCCCCUGCUACAGAGCAGCAUCUGUUUUGGGCCGGACCCUCGAGGCAGCCGUGAAGAUCUUCCCUCCAUCACACAUAUUCGUGAUCGCGAAUGGAGAUGCCCUAACGCCAAUUGACCAUACUGAGGAGGUUUGCCGCCCCUAUGGAGUCAAUCACAUUUGGAGCCCAGUCGGAUCGAAGAUCAUCGCCUUAUUCGUUGGAUGUUACGCCGCUAAGAAAUUUCGCUAUGCUCUCCUUAUCGACGACGACUGCAUCUUGCCGCCUACCUUCCCCGUCGUAGUGUCCCGGCUUAGCGACACUGUCCGCUGUAUCGGCUACACGAUUAAGGCUGUUGCUGCGGACUCCUCUCCAGGGACAUACUGCCAGCAAGCGCAGGAUCUGGAGUACAAGCUGGCGGGGCUGCAGCGCACCUUCGCUGGACGCAUCGGCAGCGCUACAUUUCCUCAUGGGGCCAUCUCUCUUUGGGAACGUUCAUUUCUCCGAGAUACCCUUCAGGAUCAUCCCGGAUUCUCCAUCAGCGAGGACUGGUUCCUGGGCAACAGCUGUCGACGGCUCGGCGGAAGAAUCCAGAUGUGUAGCUCUGUGUUUGUGGAAACUCACGCACCCCCUUCGUUUCUCUUCGCUCCCGGGAAAAGACGGGGUGGAUUUGGGGAGAUGACCGUUUUCAAGCAGCGAUUUAUGCGGUGGAACUUCUUUCUUGUCAACGGCCUGCGGUACAAUGUAACUUACCUCGCAAAAUCGUGGAAGUUGGGAGUUUACGAAAUCGGCACGAAACUAUUCGUACUGCAGGAGUUGUAUGAGACUGUCCUUGCCAUUCUAGCCCCGUUCGUCCUCCCAAUAUCCCUCGUCGUCCGCCCAAAGUUUUGCAUUUCUCUCAUCAUGGCCACAUUCGCGCUGUACCUACUGAACGCCAUUGUCUUCAACGAGAUUCACCUGCGAUUGAAGCAGGAGCGGAUCAGCUUGAAGAUUAUCCUGUUUUACUAUAUGCCCUACAAGAUCAUGAUCGCCAUUAUCAACGUCGGAAGCAACUACUGGUCUCUGUACAAAUAUGCCCGGUAUUUUGCCAAGCGACGGCCCAAGCUCACGGAAGACCACAAAGCGGUUGGACUGGUACUGAAACUGGAAGAGAGUGCACAGAACCGUGGCCCUGGUUCCACUGGGCUGGGACGCAACAUGACUGUGCGCUCAGUUGGCGUGCGACGGAGCAACCGAAUGAGUAGUGGGCCGGGCUUAGCUGCACUUCGCAACCGGUGGUCCCUACAAAGUCACGCUGAAGAGCCGGAGGUGACGGACGUUGUAAUUGAGCCCUACACAUAA
Aspergillus luchuensis is the source of this 2307-nucleotide messenger RNA. RefSeq names its product glycosyltransferase family 2 protein. The record is from RefSeq and is a predicted model, not a curated record. The transcript has 4 exons. The coding region runs from base 1 to 2307 and encodes 768 amino acids. NCBI's taxonomy places the organism in Eukaryota, Fungi, Ascomycota, Eurotiomycetes, Eurotiales, Aspergillaceae.